GGCAGCUGCUUUCAACCUUCCUGGCAUUCAGUACUAUGCAGCCCUGGCAGUGCUCCUGCUGUGUUAUACUAGGUAUCCCGUGCACCGGACGUACCGGACAUACCGGCACACCGACCGCCGAACAUUCAUGGAAUAAUUUUGCGAUCUGCUUGCUAUCUGGAACGUCACCACUACAAUUGUCCUGGCGCCGCCUUCCUCCUUUCUUAUAUUUUAGCGUCGCAUUACUAGCUUUUUGCCAACUUUAUAGACUUGCAGAUAGAGCACGAUUAAAUUUGUGGGUGCCUUCUUUUUUUUGCCAAAGAAAAAGAAACAUACGAACCCUGCAAGCACCCAUCCAGACUUUGACCUUUUGAAUAGAAACCCCGGUGUCUUCUAUACCCACUAGCCAUGUCUUUGAGACAUCUCACUAUGUCGCGCUGGCUUUCCCAAGCUUCCGGUCUUGAGUGGCAUGUGCUACCGUCAAGAUUAACCAGGACAAACGUCCAGAUGACCCAGCCACCAGCUUCCUUUAAUACCUUCCGCCGCGCCUUUUCCCUUUCAGCCGACAAAAACAGCUUUCUUUCUAGCCGAAUAAGACCCCGGUCUAGUAACAUGCGGAACUUUUCUCGUACCCAACAGGCUCCGGUUUUCCGUCGAUUCUUUAGCUCAUCCAGGUCAAACAGCUCACCGCAGUCGGGGCAAUCUGGUUCGCUCUCACAGCGGUUAAAGGCGCUUUCUCGGGAGUACGGCUGGUCCGCCUUGGGGGUGUAUCUACUCUUGUCUGCAAUGGAUUUCCCGUUCUGUUUUGCCGCCGUUCGCUUCCUUGGGGCGGAGAAAAUCGGUCAUUAUGAGCAUGUAGUCGUUGAGGCUUUUAAGGGUGCAGUCGGCACUGUGCUUCCCAGUGUGCAAGAGGAGCAUUUCAAUGAGCAGACAGAUCCUAGGGCCGAUCCUUCAAAGUGUGAUGUGGAUGGGAGUGUGGUGGAGAAAAAGUUAGAUGAAGGGGCGAGUCUAUGGACACAGGUUGCGCUUGCCUAUGCAAUCCACAAGAGUCUUAUAUUCAUUCGUGUGCCUCUGACUGCUGCUAUAACUCCCAAAGUUGUCAAGGCCUUGCGGCAAUGGGGCUGGGAUAUUGUCAAAGGUAAACCGAAGGGUAUGUAAUUCGGCCCAUUGCUUUUCAAGGACAUGAAAGGCAUGUCUGCCCACCUUUCUUUUUCUGUAUGGUUUGGUGGCACAGCAAUGGUCAACUAGAGAUCAGUUUCACGGUUUAAUUGUACAUUAGCUGUUAUAUCUAGAUUCCCGGGGUGCAUGACUUUUUAAGUGUUCCUCUCCA
Messenger RNA from Aspergillus caelatus, 1309 nucleotides. RefSeq lists its product as uncharacterized. The record is from RefSeq and is a predicted model, not a curated record. The transcript is spliced from 2 exons. Bases 388 to 1137 code for a protein of 249 amino acids. Gene Ontology annotation, cellular component: mitochondrion. Lineage: Eukaryota; Fungi; Ascomycota; Eurotiomycetes; Eurotiales; Aspergillaceae.